Molecule: messenger RNA, 1392 nt
Organism: Bufo bufo (common toad)
Lineage: Eukaryota; Metazoa; Chordata; Amphibia; Anura; Bufonidae
Product: tyrosine 3-monooxygenase-like
Exons: 12
Coding region: 1-1392 (463 amino acids)
Biological process (GO): dopamine biosynthetic process from tyrosine
Cellular component (GO): perikaryon; cytoplasm; axon
Molecular function (GO): tyrosine 3-monooxygenase activity; iron ion binding
Source: RefSeq, a predicted model, not a curated record
AUGAGGUCUGAGGUGGGACCCACUCUGUGCAGAAAGCAAAGUCUUAUAGAAGAUGCGCGCAAGGAGAAGGAAGCAUCAGCAUUAACUGCGUCUGAUCCUAUGGCUGUAACAUGUGAGCAUCCUGAUGAAGGCAACAGCACCUUGAAUUUAAUUUUCACAAUCGGGAAAACCAGCGCUUCACCUUUUUCUAGCAGCCUCAAGAUUUUAGAGAAACACGGGGCUAUAAUAUAUCAUAUAGAAACCAGACCUGCUGAGAGUGGUAAGAAGAAAGGAGAAGAACUGGAGUGCUUUGUGAAAUGCUUCAUUCAUAAUUCUUCCACCUGUUCUUUAUUAUCCUCACUGAAGAAAAUAUCAGGCGAUGUGAAAGUAGACAAGGAUCAAACACCGCCUUCUUUUCCAAGAAAAGUCCAAGAUCUGGACAUUUGCCAGCACCUAAUUAUGAAAUUCGAACCAAAUUUAGACAAAGAUCAUCCAGGAUUUGGUGACCAGGAAUACAAGAAAAGAAGAGCAUAUUUUGCAGAAUUGGCUUUCAAGUAUAAAGAUGGAAAUGUUAUCCCAAGAAUUGAGUACACUGCUGAAGAAAUUGCUACCUGGAGACAAGUUUUCCAAACCCUAAGAAAUCUUUAUCCAAACUAUGCCUGCAAGCAAUACUUAGAUACAUUUCAUCAGUUGGAAAAAUAUUGCGGCUACACAGAAAGUUCGAUACCUCAACUCCAAGAAGUAUCCAAUUUCUUAAAAGAAAGAACAGGAUUUAAACUAAGACCAGCUGCUGGUUUACUUUCUGCACGGGAUUUCUUGGCGUGUCUAGCUUUCCGUGUGUUUCCAAGCACACAGUACCUGAGACAUCCUUCUGCAGUGAUGCAUUCACCAGAACCUGACUGCUGCCAUGAACUGCUUGGCCACAUCCCUAUGCUUGCUGAUAAAGAAUUUGCACAGUUUUCACAGGACAUUGGUCUGGCAUCUCUAGGAGCAUCUGAUGAAGAUAUUGAAAGACUGUCAACUCUGUACUGGUUCACCAUUGAGUUUGGACUCUGCAAGCAGAAUGGAUCAAUUAAAGCCUAUGGAGCUGGCCUGCUCUCAUCUUAUGGGGAACUCUUGUAUGCUAUGUCAAAUAAGCCUGAACUUAAGCCCUUUGAUCCAGAAGUCACUGCAAUACAACCGUAUCAGGACACUGCCUUUCAACCUGUAUACUUUGUGUCAGAAAGCUUUGAAGACUCCAAAGUAAAACUCAGAGAAUAUGCUCUGAAGAUGAAGAAGCCAUUCUGCCUAUGCUAUGAUCCCGUAACUUGCAGUGUUGAAAUCCUGGACUCUUUUCAGAAGGUCAGGACUGUCCUAUGUCAAAUUAAAGAUGAACUUAGGAGUCUAUGCUGUGCACUUGACAAGAUAUGUUAG